Messenger RNA from Chinchilla lanigera (long-tailed chinchilla), 1733 nucleotides. RefSeq names its product pre-mRNA processing factor 19 (gene Prpf19). Gene Ontology annotation, cellular component: cytoplasm; Prp19 complex; U2-type catalytic step 1 spliceosome. The record is from RefSeq and is a predicted model, not a curated record. Gene Ontology annotation, molecular function: protein binding; ubiquitin protein ligase activity. NCBI's taxonomy places the organism in Eukaryota, Metazoa, Chordata, Mammalia, Rodentia, Chinchillidae. Gene Ontology annotation, biological process: DNA repair; mRNA splicing, via spliceosome.
UCUCCAACGAGGUGCCCGAGCACCCGUGCGUGUCCCCCGUGUCCAAUCACGUGUACGAGCGGCGGCUCAUCGAGAAGUACAUCGCCGAGAAUGGCACGGACCCCAUCAACAACCAGCCGCUCUCCGAGGAGCAGCUCAUUGACAUCAAAGUUGCCCACCCGAUUCGGCCCAAGCCCCCCUCGGCCACCAGCAUCCCAGCCAUCCUGAAAGCCCUGCAGGAUGAGUGGGACGCCGUGAUGCUGCACAGCUUCACCCUGCGCCAGCAGCUGCAGACCACCCGCCAGGAGCUGUCCCAUGCCCUGUACCAGCACGAUGCCGCCUGCCGCGUCAUUGCCCGGCUCACCAAGGAGGUCACUGCUGCCCGAGAAGCUCUGGCGACCCUGAAGCCCCAGGCUGGCCUCAUCGUGCCUCAGGCCGUGCCCAGCUCGCAGCCCAGUGUCGUGGGUGCAGGCGAGCCUAUGGAUCUGGGUGAGCUGGUGGGAAUGACUCCGGAGAUCAUCCAGAAGCUGCAAGACAAGGCCACGGUGCUGACUACAGAGCGGAAGAAGAGAGGAAAGACAGUGCCCGAGGAGCUGGUGAAGCCGGAAGAGCUCAGCAAGUACCGGCAGGUGGCAUCGCACGUGGGGCUGCACAGCGCCAGCAUCCCUGGGAUCCUCGCCCUGGACCUCUGCCCCUCCGACACCAACAAGAUCCUCACCGGUGGGGCGGAUAAGAACGUGGUCGUCUUCGAUAAGAGCUCCGAGCAAAUCCUGGCCACCCUCAAAGGCCACACCAAGAAGGUCACCAGUGUGGUGUUCCACCCAUCCCAGGAGCUGGUGUUCUCAGCCUCCCCAGAUGCCACCAUUCGGAUCUGGUCGGUCCCCAACACCUCUUGCGUCCAGGUGGUGCGGGCCCACGAGAGCGCCGUUACUGGCCUGAGCCUCCACGCCACCGGCGACUACCUCCUGAGCUCCUCCGACGACCAGUACUGGGCGUUCUCGGACAUCCAGACGGGCCGCGUGCUCACCAAGGUGACGGACGAGACCUCCGGCUGCUCUCUCACCUGCGCACAGUUCCACCCUGACGGGCUCAUCUUUGGAACAGGAACCAUGGACUCCCAGAUCAAGAUCUGGGACUUGAAGGAGCGCACCAACGUGGCUAACUUCCCCGGCCACUCGGGCCCCAUCACCAGCAUCGCCUUCUCCGAGAAUGGCUACUACCUGGCCACAGCGGCUGACGACUCCUCCGUGAAGCUCUGGGACCUGCGCAAGCUGAAGAACUUCAAGACGCUGCAGCUGGACAACAACUUUGAGGUGAAGUCCUUGAUCUUCGACCAGAGCGGCACUUACCUGGCACUAGGGGGCACAGAUGUGCAGAUCUACAUCUGCAAGCAGUGGACGGAGAUCCUGCACUUCACAGAGCACAGUGGCCUGACCACGGGCGUGGCCUUUGGGCACCACGCCAAGUUCCUGGCAUCCACGGGCAUGGACCGCAGCCUCAAGUUCUACAGCCUGUAGCGGCGCCGCCAGGCUGGGCGGCUCAACAGCGGGGUAGUUGGGGUGGGGCGGGCGGCAGGGGCAGCGCGGGUGGGACGCUCACUGUGUCUUUUCACUCUGGGCCGGGGGGCCCUUGGCAGCGUGGGCCACUCCCAUCCACAAGGCCCCAGUUCGCGGGGUCAGGUCCUGCAGCCCCGGGGGGAGAGUCCUGCAGGUUUUGUAAGCAGUGAUUUAGUUUCAUUAAAAAAAGAAAACGCA